GUAAAGGAGGUGUGGCUAUCAGUUUCUCCAGUGUCACUCAGUGAAGGGAGGAGCGGACAACGUACAAAAAUGCUGAAUUUUCAACAGCCUUAAAACAUGUAUCGGGUAAAUCGUGAUCUAUAUUAAAAUACCAACCUCCCCUGUAAGUGUUAUCAAUGUAUUAUACGAUCAUAUCGGCCUUGUUUGUGCGAACAAACGUGAGGAGCACCAAUGCCGCCAAAUAUAAUGGGAUCUUUGUGUUAGAAUGAGAAGUCCAGUGCCACGCUUCAGGGACGUCGAAAGGCAGGCCAGUGGCUUGCAGUCCACGCAGUGUCUUCCUCCCUGUCAUGAGCGACCGAAAAACAUGUGGUUCAUCCGAGAUGCCUGUGGUAUCAUUUGUGCGAUCAUCACCUGGCUUCUCGUCUUCUUUGCAGAGUUUGUUGUACUGUUUGUCAUGCUGAUCCCAUCAAAGAACUUGACCUACAGCCUGGUGAAUGGAACCCUAUUUAAUAGCCUGGCCUUCCUCGCCUUGGCAUCUCAUUUCAGGGCCAUGUGCACCGACCCAGGAGCUGUGCCAAAGGGAAACGCCACUAAGGAGUACAUCGAGAGCUUGCAGCUGAAGCCAGGCCAGGUGGUUUACAAAUGUCCCAAGUGCUGCAGUAUUAAGCCAGAUAGAGCUCACCACUGCAGUGUCUGUAAGCGCUGUAUACGGAAGAUGGACCAUCAUUGCCCUUGGGUAAACAACUGUGUAGGGGAAAAUAACCAGAAGUACUUUGUGCUUUUCACAAUGUACAUUUGUCUGAUCUCUCUGCAUUCCUUGGUCAUGGUGGUCUUUCAUUUUCUAAACUGCUUUGAAGAUGACUGGGCAAAGUGCAGUUCCUUUUCCCCUCCAGCCACUGUCAUCCUCCUCAUCCUCCUGUGCUUUGAGGCCCUCCUCUUCCUCAUCUUCACCUCUGUGAUGUUUGGAACCCAAGUCCACUCUAUAUGCACAGAUGAAACGGGCAUAGAGCAGUUGAAAAAGGAAGAGAGAAGAUGGGCAAAAAAAACAAAAUGGAUGAACAUGAAGGCGGUAUUCGGACACCCCUUCUCAAUAGCAUGGUUUAGCCCGUUUUCCACACCCGACCAUGGGAAAGCUGACCUCUACCAGUAUGUGGUCUGAGCUCAGGAAGCUUUAAACUAGAGACUGCACACUUGGACUGCCCUUAUAAACUUGCGCAUCAGCGUCUUUUAAUUUGUGUAUUAUAAACCUUGAGACUCUUCUCACCAGUGAGGCUAAAUCAUCUUUAUCUUUAUCGUUUUUUAGGAGGAACAAAUCAUUGCUCAUUCAAUUACCCUUGCCUCCAUUUAUUUUCAUUAAACCGAAAGUAGAAGCUGUACAUUUAUCAUGUCUUAAUCAGAAGAAUCUCUGCCCAGCUAUACUAAAAUGAAGAUGAAUGAUGCAGAGAUAUUAGAAGCCAAUGUAUGCUAAUAUAAUCACUACUGUAACCUCUUUAGACUGUUGCCAGACUUUUCAGUUAUAACCUUCAUGCUGAAAGUCAUUUUAAACUUUCUUUUCAUUCUUCUGAUCUAUCUAUAACAUCUUUUCCUGGUUAAAAAGAGCACUGACAACCAUUCACUAAAAUGGUAUAUAACGCUUACAGUUACUAGAGAUGUUUAACAUGAAUCUAUCUAUGCAGAAUAGUAAAGAAUAAACAAUAGAUUUUAAUUAGGGGUGUAAAUAUUUGCUCUGACAACAGUUGGAAUUAAUUACAAUUCAUUAUACUAACUGAUGUGAUGCAUCAUGAAAUCUGAAAUUUGUUGACAAUGAAGGUUCAAUUUGAUUAAAUUAAGUUUCUACAAUUCAUUACUACUAUCAAAAAUAUAAUGAAGACAUGAAUGUAACUGGAGGGAUUUACAUCGUAGUUGCAUAUUGAAAAAAACAUACAGUUGAUACAUUCAUUUUGACACUAAUUGUAUUUUGGAAUAGAAAUAAAUAAUUUGAAAUAAAUGCAUGUAUCCGGUAUUAUUAAAGUCUGCAGUCGAUACAUUAACAUUAUCAGAUCAAUUUCACACCCCUAAAACUAAACUGUGACAAUAAUGCCAUUGAAACAAUAAUUGUCUUCGGAAUUAAAAAAAAUGUGCUUUGAGGAAUUAUGGGUAACUAUACAUAUAAUUUUAUGGGUAACACUUUACAGUAAGGUUGCAUUUGUUAACAUUAGUUAAAAACAUUAACUAGCAAUGAAAAAUACAUUUCCAGCAUUUAAUAAUAUUGGUUAAUGUUAAUUUCAUCAUAUACAACUUUUGAUAUAAAAAAUGUAAUACUAUAUGUUAACGUUAGUUAAUGCACUAUGAACUAACAAGUGCAUUUUUAUUCACUGACAUUAACAAAGAUUAAUAAAUGCUGUAAAAAUAUGUUGUUCAUUGUUAGUUCAUGAUACUUAAUGCAUUAACUAAUGUUAAUCAAUGGAACCUUAUUGUAAAGUGUUACUAUUUUAAGUGAAAAUAAAUAAUAAUAUUACCAAUUAAAAGCUAUUACGUAAUUUUUAUUUACCGAUCUAAUUGGUAACAUCUGUUACCUAUUCCAGAAAAAAAGUGGUCAUUAAGGUGUUUAUGAUCUUUUUUUUUUUUUUACAAGUUGGUUUACUUGUUUAAUUUACCUAUGUUUAGUGCACUUGGUUUGAAGAAAUGCUGGAGAAGAAAAAGGUUUAGAAUUUUUUUAUUUACAUUUUGACCUCUAUUUACUACAUCUAUGAACAGUAUAUGAACAUCAUUUUAAUUGUCGUUUCUGGGUUUGUAUAUGACAGAUGAUUCACCAGUGUUGCCAUUGUUUUGGUUAAGUGCAUAAAUUUGUUAAUUUGAAAAAUCGUGUAAAUUAAUAAUACACGAUUUUGUUAUGAUGAAUGAAAUAUGCUUGAAUUUUAAUUGUGUAUGAAAAAGGCAAUCAUUUUGUUCUUCUUGGGGAAAAAAAGCGAAUUAAAAACCUAAAAAACCUGGGAUGUUGAAACAGUCAUUAGUCCUUUAGGUUUCACAAUAUCACGAGUGUUCAACGUUUUUGAUGCGAAACCACUUGCGAAACUGUCUUUGCUUUUAAAAUGGAAUUACAGGAAAAACAAGCUAAAAAAUACCAUUUACAUUGCAAAAUAACUGUGUCGUAAUCUCUCAAGAUGUCUAAAUAUUGUAAAAAUGUGUGUGCUUGGUUUUUAUCUUCCUCCUUACUUUACAUUCAUCUGUCACUAACCAAUUUUUUCCUGAAUAUUUUUUUCUUGUUUUAUAAAUUGUUCUUUUGCUUUGUCAUUUCCAAGGAUUCUCUCUAUCUACAUCAUCUAUCUAUUUGAGACUUAAAAUGGAUGACAAAAGCCUGAUAAUUUUUAAUUCAUAUUUAAUUCAUGAAGCAUAUUUAGGCCUGAUGUCAUUGUUUGAUUGGUGUGAUGUACAGGUAAGCUUUGAUCACUGUCAAUGUAAAGAAAGUUCCAACACGGCUGAUGUGCCAAUUGCCUGAACGCAUGCUAUUUGAAAUUGUCUUUUUUUUUUUUUUUUAGGAAUGAAAAAGCAUGCUGCAUGCAUUGUUUUUAAAAUGCCAUAAAGUGACCGUGAGCAUUUCCUUCCAGUUGGUUUAUCUUUCUCAUACAUGAUUAAACAGUGACCGCACUCAGGUGCAUGAGUUAAACUAAAUCAUUUCCCAUUCUCCUCUCUACUGCUGUAACCAUUUGCAGUCUUUUUCAGUUCAGAGGAAUUUAAGUUGGUAAUGUGCCAUUGUGGAUGUUCCCCAUCAAUUUAUGGAUUAUAUCAUUAUUUAUUUCUUGCGAGAGUUACAAAGGUUUCUUUUUUUGCAGGGCAUCGAAAGGUUGAAGCGUGAAGACCCUACUUGGCAGAAGACUACAUCCUGUGAGGCUAUGAAGUCAGCAUUUGGGGGUGGCUUCUCUCUGGCCUGGUUGAGCCCUUUCACAGACUGUACAUGCCAGAAAGAUGCUUCAAC
Molecule: messenger RNA, 3934 nt
Organism: Xyrauchen texanus (razorback sucker)
Lineage: Eukaryota; Metazoa; Chordata; Actinopteri; Cypriniformes; Catostomidae
Gene: zdhhc3a
Product: zinc finger DHHC-type palmitoyltransferase 3a
Exons: 7
Coding region: 245-1138 (297 amino acids)
Biological process (GO): peptidyl-L-cysteine S-palmitoylation; protein targeting to membrane
Cellular component (GO): endoplasmic reticulum; Golgi apparatus
Molecular function (GO): protein-cysteine S-palmitoyltransferase activity
Source: RefSeq, a predicted model, not a curated record